AUGGAAACCUUUUAUUGGCUUGAUUUGAAUCAAGAAAUUUUUUAUGUCCGACGCUUAAAACUUGGUUAUUUUAUUGACGAGGAAGGAAGACUAAGAACGUUAGCAGGCGAACCUUAUACGUUUGAGGUGAAAAAAGACAGGGAAUAUAAUGAAGGCCUAUAUGACACGUUGAUAGAUAUCCUUUGUGAAAUGUCAGAAGAAAAGCUCAAGAAGGAUUGUGGGUUGAUCAAAACUUUGCUACCAUUAGGCGCAACAGAAGAGGAUAUACACAGCAAGAUUUAUUUAAGUCAGGAUUAUAUGACAAACGAUAAAUUGAUUGUCUUUAUCCCUGGAACAUCUCACAAAGUUGGGAUUUGGUCGAGAAGAGUGCUCUCGGAUUCUUCUGUCAUGGAUGGUUCUAUGAUCACCUAUACAAAACGCGCCAGGGAAUUGGGAUUUUCGGUUGUAAUUACGAAUCCGAAUGAAGUGUUUUGGUAUAAGGGUAAGGGAGUAUUGAUUCUACCAAAAACGAGCGUUACGUUUGAUACUAUACCCGGAAGUGAAUCACCAGAGGCCCAUGUGAAUUAUGUUUUUAAAAACUUUAUCAUACCUUCCGCCGCGGAAAAAAUUGUCGUUGUCGCAAAUAGUUAUGGAGGUCAUUGUGCGGUUGAUGCCAUUCAAGAUAACUUCGAUGCUUUGUUAAACAGGAUUAAGGCAGUCGAAUUUACCGCAUCAACUCAUUCGAUUGAUUUUGUCAAAUCCGAUAAAAUGAAAGUUUGGAUUCGAGAGCGUUGUAGAAAUUGGAUUAUGUCCGAUCAGCCGAUCGGUCAAGAAGUCAUUGAUCCUAGGUUCGGUUGCAUUUCAGUUUCAUCAGAAUUUGUAAUUGAAUCAGGAUCCGAACUUAAUGAGUACGUAACUUCCACGGUCAUUGAUGAGAUAUUUAACUUCAUAGAUCAUCGAGUGAUCAAAGAGAUUUGGGAUGAUGUUGGAUCCGAUUUGGAAGAAGAUCCGGAAAUUUUAAGUCGAGAAGCGGAUAUAUUGAUUAAAAAUGAAGAUUCUUUUAAACUUUUUACAGACAACGAUGAGAAGGUUGAAUUUGAAGAAGUAGGUCCCGGUUGGUUAAAUUAA
Messenger RNA from Funneliformis geosporum, 1107 nucleotides. Lineage: Eukaryota; Fungi; Glomeromycota; Glomeromycetes; Glomerales; Glomeraceae. The record is from the annotation of a GenBank genome assembly.